AUGCUUGAUGUUGCUGUUCGUGUUGAAUCUAUUCGUUCAUUUGCUUGUAAUCAAAUGGCAAUUCUUCUUGAAAAUGAUUAUGUUUUUAUUCAUGAUUCAAAUUCUACAGUUGUCCCCGAAGUUUUAUAUGCUGCUGCAUGGAUUUGUGGUGAAUUUUGUUCGUAAGUUAAUAACGGGAAAAAAAAUUUAUUGAAAGAAUUCUUGUUUUACUUUUCUCUAUAGUUAUUGAAAAGAACCACAAAAAAUUCUUGAAUCAAUGCUUAAUACAAAAAUAACUCUAUU
Molecule: messenger RNA, 282 nt
Organism: Rotaria sordida
Lineage: Eukaryota; Metazoa; Rotifera; Eurotatoria; Philodinida; Philodinidae
Source: the annotation of a GenBank genome assembly